AUGGAUUUUUGCAAAAAGAGUUUCUACACCUUAUUUAACACUGCAUCCACUGCUUUUACUCUUCCAAAAGAAGACUCUGCUGACAAUCACCACCGCAAUACUCCACUUCCUGUCACCGACUGUGGUGCUGGACUCAAUAUCCUCGCAAAUUCUACUGCACCUCCAAAAUUUGACAAUGUCAUCGAUUCAUCCUCGCUGAUCAAUAUUCCGGUAAAAAGUGAUCAGACUGAAACGGGACUCAAAGUUCUCAACAGCGGCGACACAGACAAAUUGGCUUCGUGUACAGAGAGUCUGGGAUUCGAGAGCUGUAACGAGAGGAGCCUAAACAACGUCCUUGAAAGCUCAGAGAAAUCCAGAGAUGAUGGAAAAUCAAGAAAAUUUAACAAGAAGAACAAGGAACUAAAGAGAAAGUCAUUUCCACCGCCAUUGUCAUCGUUCACUGACAGUGGCAAGCCAACGUUUUUUCUCCGUCCAGUGAGAAAAAACGGACGGUUAAAGCUCAAUGAGGUGCAGAUUAAUAGGCCUGAGUGCCUUCGAGCUUCUAGAGAAAAUGGACGGCUGAGAUUGCAUCUGGUGCAAUCAGAUCAGAAAAAAGAGGGUGCGAUCACUAGUACUGAUGCAGCUGGAGAGAAAUUAAGUGACGGGAAGGUGCUGAAGGGGUGGAAGUUUUCGACGACUAAUGGCGGUGGUGGAGAGGAUUGCAGGAGGGUUCACGAGCAGCGUAACAUGCAUGGAUGGGCACAGCAAUGUGUCAGCAUCAGAUGAAGAGGCAGCAGAGUUACCAAUGUAAUUUAUUCCACAGAAAAACAGGGAGAAGAUAAGUGAGGGCGAGAGUUAUCUCAUGUUUUUGCUAUAUUUAGAAUGUUGUGUAGUAUGCUGGCGGAACCACCACGUAGCCUGCUAAUCAAUGUUGAUAC
This is a messenger RNA of Daucus carota subsp. sativus, 917 nucleotides long. RefSeq lists its product as uncharacterized. NCBI's taxonomy places the organism in Eukaryota, Viridiplantae, Streptophyta, Magnoliopsida, Apiales, Apiaceae. Bases 1 to 765 code for a protein of 254 amino acids. The record is from RefSeq and is a predicted model, not a curated record. The transcript has a single exon.